Messenger RNA from Macrosiphum euphorbiae (potato aphid), 384 nucleotides. The record is from the annotation of a GenBank genome assembly. Lineage: Eukaryota; Metazoa; Arthropoda; Insecta; Hemiptera; Aphididae.
AUGAAGCCAUUUAACAAUUUUUCAAAUAAAAUGCAAACUGAACCAAAUUAUGAUUAUGACGACAACAAUAUUAUUUCAAUCAAAAUGACAAAGUUAUUUCCUAAAGUUCCAAAAUCUUUAUUAGAAGCAAAAGCUAUGAUAUAUGAAUGCAAAACAGAUUUUUUUUCAAAGGGUGAGCAAUUUUGUUCUAUGGAAUCUGCUGAUAGUAUUCCUAUUUUUACGACUGCUAGUAACUUGUCACUAUUAAAUAAUGCGCAACAUGUAUUUGCUGACGGUACUUUUUCAUACGCGCCUAAACAUUUCCUACAAAUGUAUACGAUAUAUGUACACAUAAAUGGAUUCUAUCUACCAAUUAUUUAUGUUUUUAUAUGCUGGAGAAGGUAA